Macaca mulatta (Rhesus monkey) is the source of this 3137-nucleotide messenger RNA. RefSeq names its product interleukin 17D (gene IL17D). Gene Ontology annotation, biological process: inflammatory response. Gene Ontology annotation, cellular component: extracellular region. NCBI's taxonomy places the organism in Eukaryota, Metazoa, Chordata, Mammalia, Primates, Cercopithecidae. The record is from RefSeq and is a predicted model, not a curated record. Gene Ontology annotation, molecular function: cytokine activity.
GUAAACGAGAGAAGUUGCCAUGUUACCAGACAGUGGAAAAUAUUUUGUUGAAUAAUAUACAGAACUAAGUCUGGUACCAUGUCACCUCAUAUAGGAAUGGAUGCGGAAAUGAGACAGUAUUUCUAUGAAACUCUCAUAAUGAUACUCUCCUAAAAGCCUCCCACGCUUCCUUUUUUCCAAUAAAAACUAAGCAGCAUUUGAGUACUGAAACCUUUAUUCCCAUUUUACUGGAACGUAAACAAAGAACAUUAACAAUGUACUAGUCAGAAAAAAAGUGUUUUAUAACCGAAAACAAAUAUUUGCCAAGAGCUGUAAAUUGCUUUAAUCGCUUAAACUGGAGACUUCAGUGUGAUUUUUAGCAGAUUACCAAGCUCCUUAGUUAUAGAACAUUCAAGGCAUAGAAAAGUGUUUUUCUUACAAAGCACAACUGAAAUGUAGUUUAACUAAUGGUUUACAAUUCAGUCAACUACCAAAGCUGCAAACCAUUUAGGGAGUCAUCAAUUACAUAAUUUGUACACUUUCAAAAAGCUUACAGCUGGGAUGGGUUGUUUUCAAAGCAUGGCUGCUUUAAAAUGAUCAUAUUCAUUAGCCUGCCACCUAGGAAGCAUUAAGCGUUUACUUGCGGAAUGAACGAGCGCGUUGUCUUGUGUUACGAAGUAUAGAAUAUAGUUCAUUUUAGUUUCUUCAUUCGCAGACAAUCAGGCUCAUUUCACGUGACUGCUUGCACUUAGAACUCAGUUAUCACGGGGUAGGAACUCUCCAACAUCGUCGUCAUAGGCCAAGAGAUGCCCGUGAACAGCCAUGAAAGUGCCAGUCAGGGAAGGAUGCAGUGCUUUGUUUUACAGUUGUCGGAUAGAGGCACAGGAUCAUUUCACGUUGUUGAGGAGAAAGGAGAAACAGCCUCCUCCCACCUUGUUAAAAAAAGAGAUUUAAAAAAAUCUCUAAUUUCCUCGAAGUACGGAAUCUCAAAAGAGGUAGCUCUAAGGAGAAUCCCUCUGGGUUUGAGUGCAUUCCUCUUCCAGGGGGCCUAUUCCAUUCUUGGACUGCUUUCCUUAACAGAGAAAUCUCUGAGCCAAAACUCGGCCUCCCCCAACUCCAUCCUGUCGGCCCCACUUUUCUGCUCCGGAGACUUCCAGGCCAGUCCCCACUCCUCCUUCAGUCAGUCGGGCCCGCACCCGCGGCCGGCAGGACCAGCCCUCUCCUCCCCCUGCGUGGCGCAGCACAGGCCCGGAGCGCGCGACCCCAGGCCCUGGGCGCCCCGCCGCAUGCUCGCGGCUGGGAGCGCCUGUUCGCGUGGCCCUUCGAGUUAUUCCGCUAAAGAGCCGCCGCGUCGCCCCACCUCGGCGCGAAUCUGAAAGCGUUUUCGGGGGAGAAGAUGUUGGGGGCACUGGUCUGGAUGCUGGUAGCCGGCUUCCUGCUGGCGCUGCCGCCGGGCUGGGCCGCGGGCGCCCCGAGGGCGGGCAGGCGCCCGGCGCGGCCGCGGGGCUGCGCGGACCGGCCGGAGGAGCUCCUGGAGCAGCUGUACGGGCGGCUGGCGGCCGGCGUGCUCAGCGCCUUCCACCACACGCUGCAGCUGGGGCCGCGCGAGCAGGCGCGCAACGCGAGCUGCCCGGCAGGGGGCAGGCCCGCCGACCGCCGCUUCCGGCCGCCCACCAACCUGCGUAGCGUGUCGCCCUGGGCCUACAGAAUCUCCUACGACCCGGCGAGGUACCCCAGGUACCUGCCCGAAGCCUACUGCCUGUGCCGGGGCUGCCUGACCGGGCUGUUCGGCGAGGAGGACGUGCGCUUCCGCAGCGCCCCGGUCUACAUGCCCACCGUGGUGCUGCGCCGCACCCCCGCCUGCGCCGGCGGCCGGUCAGUCUACACCGAGGCCUACGUCACCAUCCCCGUGGGCUGCACCUGCGUCCCCGAGCCGGAGAAGGACGCAGACAGCAUCAACUCCAGCAUCGACAAACCGGGCGCCAAGCUCCUGCUGGGCCCCAACGACGCGCCCGCUGGCCCCUGAGGCCGGUCCUGCCCCGGGAGGUCUCCCUGCCCGCGUCCCGAGGCGCCCAGGCUGGAGCGGUCUGGAGGGCUCGGUCGGCGACCUCUGAAGAGCGCGCACCGAGCAACCAAGCGCGAGCAUCGGCGCCGCCUUUGCACGGAGACUCCUCUGACACGGGCAUCUCUGGUUGCUCUUAGCCACAGGCAAGCAGGGUGGCUGGAAGCUUAUGGGAGACGACCCGGCACGGCCACCUGUGUGCGGCCCGCACGGAGGGUUUGGAGAAGUGCACGGAGGAGCCUCCCAGGCCGGCUGCGGCGGGUACAGGGCGUGCCUCACCGCUGGGUGCUUGCCAAAGAGAUAGGGACGCAUAUGCUUUUUAAAGCCAUCUAAAAUAAUAAUAAGUAGAGCGACUAUAUACUUACUUUUAAAAUCAACUGUUUUGAAUAGAGGCAGAGCUAUUUUAUAUUAGCAAAUUAGAGCUACUCUGUUAACAUUUCUUACUUAACAUAUAAACUUUUUUUUUUUUACUUCUUCUGGUCGGAUUUUUUUUUUUUAAAAGCAUAAUUGGAAUCCUUGGAUAAAUUUUUUAGCUGGCACACUCUGGCCUGGGUCUCUGAAUCCAGCCUGUCACCGACGGCAGACUGAUAAAAUGGACAUGUCUGAUCUGACGCACUCUUCCUUCCACUGAAGGUCUUCACCGGCCUCCAGGUGGACAAAGGGAUGCACAGGCGGCUCGCAUGCCCCAGGGCCAGCUAAGAGUUCCAGAGAUCUCAGAGUUGGUUUUAUGAGUCAUGAGUACAGAAACAGUCUCAAACUUGUACAAUUUUUUUUUCCCUUUUGAAAGCCCCUGGGGCCAAUUUGUGGUUAAGAGGUGGUGAGAUAAGAAGUGGAAUGUGACAUCUUUGCCAGUUGUCAGGAAGAAUCCAAGCAGGUAUUGGCUUAGUUGUAAGAGCUUUAGGAUCAGGCCGAAUAUGAGGACAAGGUGGACCACGUUAGAAUCUGCAGGGAUCACUCUGGAGGCUUCUGUUUCUACAUUCUGCCACGAGAGCUAGGUCCUUGCUCUUUUCUUUAGAUUGAAAGUCUGUCUCUGAACACAAUUAUUUGUAAAAGGUAGAAGUUCUUUUUAAGUCAUUAAAAGAGUCUUGCUAAAGGA